UACUAUUCUUGAUUAGCAGCUGAGAAAGACCAUUUCAGUGGACAAUCAGCGCCGAAAAAUCUCCAUGGGAGGGAGAUGAAGAUCGGCAGCGAAAGAAGCUCGUGCGGAAAUUUCAUGAAGAAACACCAUUGCUGAAUUAAAAGUCAUCACCCAAAGCAUCUAGCGAGCACAAAACCGAUGUUUUAAUGAAAAUGACGAUUAGAGAAGCUCCAAAUCAACUUUAUUCAAAAUCAAGAAUUGGGAGAAAGCACAUCGGACAGACGAGUUCAUCUGCCUUUGAAAGAGCCUAAAAACAAGAGUAAAAUGGCAUGCAAUAGAUCACAAGAUUUAUACGACAUUUGCCGGAUCAACGAUAUUUGUGUCAACCUUCUUAGUCAAUGACCCCAACGGCCUAAGUUACAAAGUUGAGAAGGUCCGACCAUAUGCAAGAAAACCGGAAAGAUACACAAUGUACAAUAUCAGGGAAGUGACUCUCAAAUUAGGGCCAUUGAACACAUCAACGUGUGCCGUUCACCACACUGCCCCAGCUUUUGUAUUCAGUGCAGGAGGGUACACUGGAAACUUUUUCCAUGACUUCAAUGAUGUGUUCAUCCCGCUUUUCAUCACCGCGUGUUCUAUGAUCAAGAUAUUGUUUUGGUAAUCUCCCAAAUGAAAGAUUGGUGGGUGGAGAAGUAUAAGAGCUUACUUCAGAGUUUUAGCAAGCACCAAAUCAUAGAUUCGGACAAAGACAACAGCUCACAUUGCUUUCCUGGUGCCUCAAUCGGUCUCAUCAAACAUGGUUUCAUGACAAUUAAUCCAAAACUAAUCCAAACUUCAAAAACCUUAGUUGACUUUCACACGCUAUUAGCCACGGCAUACAACAAACAAGUCUUUGUUCCUCGCAUCGUCAAUAGGAACAUUGGUGUGGGACCCAACGUCACAACUAAGCCGCGCCUCGUGCUAAUGAGUCGCAAUAAGACUGUUGGUCGUGCAAUGCUGAAUGAGCCUGAAGUAGAAAGGAUAGCAGAGAAUACAGGAUUUCAGGUAAUAUUAUUUGAACUCACAAGAAAAACAUCCUUAAAAGAAGCAUUCGCAUUAGUAAACUCGAGCCAUGCAAUGAUUGGGGUCCAUGGUGCUGGACUAACGCAUGCAAUGUUUUUACGCCCUGGUUCAGUGUUCGUUCAAAUCAUUCCAAUCGGAGCCGAGGAUGUAUCGGAAUAUUGUUAUGGAAUUCCCGCAAGAGUCUUGGGGCUAGAUUACAUGGAAUAUAAGACCAAGACAUACGAGAGCAGCUUAGCAGAGAAGUAUGGAAACGAUAGCAAGAUUUUGAAUGAUCCAUUGGCUCUUCAAAGAGGAGGUUGGCC
Messenger RNA from Cuscuta epithymum, 1343 nucleotides. Lineage: Eukaryota; Viridiplantae; Streptophyta; Magnoliopsida; Solanales; Convolvulaceae. The record is from the annotation of a GenBank genome assembly.